AGGACUUGAACCAUGCUUACCUUCCUCUAUGUCUUGGGUCUGCUGACGGUGUCUGCCUGCGGGGGACCUGAGGAUGUCGAAGCCGCCUACCCGCUGACAGAGGUUACGGAACUGACGCCGCUCGACCACACCAGCCUGACGGGAGCCCUGACGGCUGACGACGAGGAUGACGAAGCAGAGAGACUCGAGGACGAGGAGGACGAGGACGAGGAGGAGCCCUACUUCGAUGCCUCGAUGUCCCCGACCUACACCGCUUACCUGGGCAAGACGGCCACUCUUACCUGUAUAGUCCACGCCGCCAAGAGUGACAAGUCCGUGUCGUGGAUACGGGGCCGGGACUUGAGGAUCCUGACGGUGGGGCGAUACACCUAUACUACUGAUCUCAGGUUCGAAGCGCUUCAUCAGCAGGCGAGCACAGAGUGGACUCUCCGAGUCAAGUCCGUUCAGCUACGUGAUCAAGGGAAUUAUGAAUGUCAGAUCACCACCAAACCCAUCAGGACCUUCAACGUCUUCCUCAAGGUGGUAG
Molecule: messenger RNA, 526 nt
Organism: Procambarus clarkii (red swamp crayfish)
Lineage: Eukaryota; Metazoa; Arthropoda; Malacostraca; Decapoda; Cambaridae
Source: RefSeq, a predicted model, not a curated record